CGAGGGGGCAACGGCGCAUGCUCAGGGAAACGGUGGGAACGGGCCUGCGGAGGCGCCGGGAGCGUCGCCGGAGCGCGACUGUCGAAGGCCGAGGGUGGCCGAGGCGACCGCGUGGCUCCUCAGAGGCGGCGUCUCGUCGUUUUCGCCUGACUGCUGCCCGAAUCGUCUGGCGGGAGCCUUAAGGCCAGGCAUACUUUUUGUCCAUUCUCUCGUGGUGCAUUUGAAGAGCCAACAAAAGGCCAGAGCGGUGCGAGCACGGAGGGCAGACAGGAGAGUGGCCCCAGACAUGAGCUCUGCUCCGGAAGGCAAACCCUCCCUUGGAGAAGCUGGGGCUGCCCCAGAGAGUCUGCCUGAGAUGAAGACAGAGGCUCAAGCUUUAGAAUUCUUGAUGACAAAGUCCUCAUCUACCGAAACAAAGCUCUCGGAUGGUCUUCUGGGAACUCAAGCUUGGGAAGAUAAGGGCCCAGUGCCAGGGGCCCUGCCUGCAGCAGCCUAUGUCUCAGAGGCCCAGGCAACCGCAACUCGGGCUGCAAUGGCUCAGGCUUGGGAGACUCAGGCCUUUGUGGCUAAGGCCAGGACUGGCAAUCCAAAGCAAACUGCGUUGCCUGCGGUAACUUCCUCAAUGCUUAAACAGACUCUCUCAGAUGAGAAGUUUCAGAUGACAGAAAACAAAGAGAGUAAGAUCUUCACUCGUCCACUGUGGGCUGGGAAGGUUGAAUACAUCCUGUCCCAGCUGGGCUACAGUGUGAGACCAUCCAAUAUCUGGCAUUUUAUCUACAUAUGGAUUCACUAUGGAGGCUGCAGCUUCUUUGUUAUCUACAUCCUCUUGCUGUUCUUAGUCGGGGUUCCUCUCCUCUUCCUGGAGCUGGCAGCCGGCCAGAGGAUGCGCCUGAGCAACAUGGGUUUAUGGAAGAUCAUUAGCCCCUGGGCUGGUGGUGUUGGGUAUACCAGCUUCACGGUGUGCUUCUUCACCAGCAUGUACUUCAAUGUGGUCAAUGCCUGGAUCCUCUUCUACUUGAGCCAGUCCUUUCAGUUUCCUGCUCCAUGGGAGAAAUGUCCCUUAGUGAGGAACUCCAGUGACUUUGAUCCUGACUGUGGACGGACGACACCUUCCAUGUACUUCUGGUACAAGGAGACCUUGAAGGCCUCAGACAGAAUUGAGGAUGGUGGGCCACCAGCCUUCAGUCUGACCCUGCCCUUCUUUAUAUCAUGGUGUGUUGUUGGUGCUUUCGUAUCCAAUGGGCUCAAGUUCGUUGGGAAGGUAAUGUAUGUCUUGGUACCGCUGCCUUAUUUCUUCAUCGUGUGUUUCCUCUUCUGGAGUCUGCUGCAGGAUGGGGCCACGUAUGGCCUUCAACAUUUGGUGGUUGCCAAGAUAUCAUCCAUGUACAACAUCCAGGUGUGGUCCCGAGCAGGGUGCCAAGUCUUGUUUGACUUGGGCCUAGGCUUUGGCCCUGUCGCCUCCUUAUCCUCGCACAUGGACCAAUCCAACAACUGUCUCACUGAUGCUUUUGUCAUGGCUGUGGUCAACCUGUUCACCUUGGUCAUUACCAUCCCUUUCAUCUUCUCUCUCCUGGGCCUCUGGGCUACAGUCAUCACGCACCGCUGCAGUGAGAAGAAUGUUGAAAUGCUUAUCCAGCUGAUAGCCCUGGGGGAGCUGCCUGCUGAAGUGCAGCCCCCUAAAAACCUCCUGGACAACCCAAGCUCCGUCUAUAACGCCUGGCUCGAUGACCUCCCCCAGCACAUCAGGGACUUGGUGCUGAGCCGGGUGCCUGAGUGUGACAUAAAGAAGCAGUUUCUGAAGUAUAAGGAGGGCUACAGAUUUAUAUUCCUGAACUUCAUUGAAGCCACAUCAUUCCUUCCUGGAUCCAUCUUCUGGUCUAUGCUCUUCUUCGUGACAGUGCUGAUCCUGGGACUGAGUACCAUCAUAGGGUUCAUGCAGGGACUUCUGAUCCCACUCCAGGACACCUUCUCGUCCUUCAGGCGGCACAGAAAGCUGUUCUCAGUGUUCGUCUCUAUGCUACUGUUCCUGUGCGGCCUCUUCUUCCUUCGACCUCCAGGCGUCUACUUCUUCAGUCUGCUGCAUGAACACUGGACAGUCCUUCCCAUCAUCAUCAUUGUCAUGUUUGAAAACAUUACCAUAGUGUGGGCUUAUGGGUCCAGGAGGUUCCUUGAAGACCUUACGAUCCUGUUGGGCCAUCCCAUCUCCCCCAUCUAUGGCUGGCUGUGGUGCAGUCUGUGUCCGGUUAUGUUGCUAGUCAUGCUUGUGGUAACUGUAGUUCGUCUUGCUAUGAAGAACCUCACCUACGUGGCCUGGGACUCGAGCAGUUCAAAAGAGGUGAUUCGACGAUACCCGUCGUGGGCACUGGUCUCGAUGAUCAUCCUCUGGCUCGCUGCAAUCUCCCCCAUCCCUGCAUACUUCGUCUACUGCCUCAUCAACAAGAUCCCCUUCAGGUCUAAGAUGGAGGACAAGCAGGCAGUAACCUCCAGUUCCCUCUUCCCAAGUAACCGGAUAAUGCCCGGUCAGGAGGUCCAAAAGGCAGAGAUUCUGCAAGAUAAAGCAAAGGCUGAUCAACCUGCUGUGUGACUUCCUAACUUCAUUCAACACACACCCCUCAAGAGGUCUGACUCCGUGUCAGCUUCCAGCCGGUGGUGUCCCUAGAUCCAGAAUCACUGGUAUUCCCAAAGGGAGGGGAAUUGUUUGGGUGGCCAGUGGAGUCUGGUUUUGAAGUCCCCUCCUGGGCCCUGCCUUCCCCAGUUACCACUGUCACUGUGUCUUCCCAGUCCCUUACUUCAGUACACACACACACACGUCAUACGUGCUAUUGAUGAUGCCUGGCCUGGAGCUGGAGGAGGAGUACUGCUGUCAAUAAAUCAGCCCACUGGGACUCCAA
Messenger RNA from Oryctolagus cuniculus (rabbit), 2891 nucleotides. RefSeq names its product solute carrier family 6 member 16 (gene SLC6A16). Gene Ontology annotation, biological process: amino acid transport; nitrogen compound transport; sodium ion transmembrane transport. The record is from RefSeq and is a predicted model, not a curated record. Lineage: Eukaryota; Metazoa; Chordata; Mammalia; Lagomorpha; Leporidae. Gene Ontology annotation, cellular component: plasma membrane.